Messenger RNA from Gracilinanus agilis (Agile Gracile Mouse Opossum), 2115 nucleotides. RefSeq names its product transcription factor 7 like 1 (gene TCF7L1). NCBI's taxonomy places the organism in Eukaryota, Metazoa, Chordata, Mammalia, Didelphimorphia, Didelphidae. The record is from RefSeq and is a predicted model, not a curated record. Gene Ontology annotation, biological process: canonical Wnt signaling pathway; regulation of transcription by RNA polymerase II. The transcript is spliced from 8 exons. The coding region runs from base 1 to 1167 and encodes 388 amino acids. Gene Ontology annotation, cellular component: beta-catenin-TCF complex. Gene Ontology annotation, molecular function: DNA-binding transcription factor activity, RNA polymerase II-specific; RNA polymerase II cis-regulatory region sequence-specific DNA binding.
AUGCCCCAGCUCGGCGGCGGCGGCGGCGGCGGAGGAGGCGGCGGCGGAGGCGGCAGCGGCGGCAGCAGCGGGGGGGCUGGCGGCGGGGAUGACCUAGGGGCCAACGACGAGCUCAUCACCUUUCAGGACGAGGGCAGCGAGGAGCAGGAGCCGAGCAGCGACAGCGCCUCGGCCCAGCGGGACUUGGACGAGGUCAAGUCCUCGCUGGUCAACGAGUCGGAGAACCAGAGCAGUAGCUCGGACUCCGAGGCGGAGCGGCGCCCGCAGCCCCCCCGGGACCCUUUCCAGAAGCCGCGGGAAUACUUCGCCGAAGUGAGGAGGCCCCAGGAUGGCGCCUUCUUUAAGGGACCUCCUUACCCCGGCUAUCCCUUCCUGAUGAUCCCAGACCUGAGCAGCCCCUACCUCCCCAACGGACCCCUGUCCCCCGGCGGCGCCCGCACGUACCUGCAGAUGAAAUGGCCCCUCAUCGAUGUCCCAUCAACCACCACAGUGAAGGACACGAGGUCCCCGUCCCCCGCACACUUGUGGCAUUCGCUCUCGAGGGAAGAACAGGCCAAGUACUAUGAGCUGGCCCGCAAAGAGAGGCAACUCCACUCCCAGCUCUAUCCCACCUGGUCAGCGAGGGACAACUAUGGGAAGAAGAAGAAGAGAAAACGCGAGAAGCAGCUGUCCCAGCCUCCACCGCAGCCGCAGCAGCAAGUUCAAGAGGCUGAGAGUGCCCUGACCUCCAGGAACAAGAAGCCGUGUCUACACUACCCGCCCCCUGAGAAGCCUUGCGACAGCCCCGCCUCCUCCCAUGGGAGCAUGCUGGACUCCCCAGCCACCCCUUCCGCUGCCCUGGCCUCGCCGGCCGCCCCGGCAGCCACUCACUCGGAGCAAGCGCAGCCCCUGUCCCUCACCACCAAGCCGGAGGCCCGGGCCCAGCUGGCCCUCCACUCGGCCGCCUUCCUCUCUGCCAAGGCUGCAGCCGCGGCGGCUGCCGCUGCCGCCUCGUCCAGCCCCCUGGGCAGCCAGCCUCCUCUCCUGUCCCGGCCCCUUCCCCUCGGCUCCAUGCCCACCGCUCUAUUGACUUCACCCCCUUCUUUCCAGGCUCCCCUCCAUGCCCACCAGGCCCUGCCUGGGCUGCAGGCCCAGCCUCUUUCCUUGGUUACCAAAUCUGCCCACUAAGCAGCCCUGCCCGUCCCGUCCCCUCCUGGCUGCCGAGGGACUCCUCCAGAAGUAGCGAUUCAGAAAAAAUCAAAAAGGAAACUUUAUUGGUCAAUAUUUGACCACUCUGGACUGUUUGGUGAAGUGUCUGGUAACCACAGCGCUUUACACUUUGUAGAUGUAAACGGUAGCUGAUUUCAAGAGCUUUUUUUUUUUUUUUUUUAAUAAAAAAAAUUAAAAAUAAAAAAAGAAGACACGGAAAAAAACCUGAAAAGUAGUUUGUUAUCCUCUCUAUGGUGGACUGACCUGUGCAGAAGAGACCUCUCUCUUCCCCUAGGCCCCUCCCCCUUCCUCCCUGCCUCUUCUCUCCCAUCUGCAUGUCCGCCACCCCUGGGAUGCCCCCUCGCCCCCAGCCUCAGCUCUCAGUAGCCAACUUGCCUCGUGUCUCCAAUCGCCCUUACUUGGUCCUCUGCCUGGUGCUAAGCCGUCCACCGAGAAGCUGUCUUCUAAUGACUUCACUAGCAUCCCCCGUCCUCAGUGGGAUUAUCUACCUGCUCCCACCCCUGCCCCCACCUCCUUCUUCCCUUCCCCAGACUCAGUGACUAUGAGAAUCUCCCCUCUAUCAUCCGAUGACCAGAGGGCUCCUCUGGAGCGCUUGGGGCCUGCCCCUCGCUCUCGAGACGGGCCAGAUGGAAGCCACCUUCACCACCAAAACGUGGUGGAGAGUCCAAAUCUCGUCUUCACAACUCCCCGGGGAGAGGAUUGGACCCCAAGGCCCGGCCCCUUGGCGAGAGCCAGGUUCACAUAGUCUGCCAAAGCUUUGAGACCCUCCCUCUCGUCCCCGCCAAUCCCCCACCAUGCUUUUUUUGUGUGUGUAUUUCUGUUUUUGUUUUUAUGUCUUUGGAGCGAUUUGAACUCCCAGUUGUCACAAUAUUUUCACAAAAGAAAUAAAAUUGCAGUUGCAAGAAC